AUGCUGCCUAACCUGUCGAACACAUGCCAGCUGCAACUGCUGAUCCCCGUGUCCAUCGAGCCCGCGUGGGUGUCAUCACGGCGACAAGCGUUACUGGACCUUAAAACUAUCCUGAGUGUCCGCGUUUCGAGUCGCAAAGGCAAGGGCCGCAACGCUGUUUACACUGUCGAGGUUUUCUGCAACUGUCUGAGCGAGAGCUCGACCAGGCCGCUUAAGGCGGCAGUGCGCACGGAGAAAACGUUGAGUGACUUCGGGCAACUUCGCCGCGACAUUUACGACACUGCGUGGUCGGCUCAUGAGCAUGUGCAUUGCGAGUUUUGCACCGGGCUCGUUGAACUUUAUGUGCUGGGCAGCGCCGACCCGGAAGCACUGGUGCUACGGCUGCUGGGAGAGGAGCGGGCACUCCGCAAGCUCACCAAACUGCUCAAUGAUCUUCUCACUCUCACUGUCCGUAACUCUUCAACCGACGGUCGCAGUGUGUGCUCAGGUCAAGCCCACAUUCCUCAGACACUGUACAGCUUUCUGUUUGACAUUACACCUGCUUAG
Molecule: messenger RNA, 546 nt
Organism: Phytophthora infestans T30-4
Lineage: Eukaryota; Oomycota; Peronosporomycetes; Peronosporales; Peronosporaceae
Exons: 1
Coding region: 1-546 (181 amino acids)
Source: RefSeq, a predicted model, not a curated record